AUGGAAAUAUAUUUCCGUAUACCUACUAGUUCUCUAAUAAGUUUAAAAUAUUAUGGAUAUUUGGCUAAAGGAGGCUGUUGUACUAAAAUUCAGAUGUUACAAAAAGAAUAUUCUGGUCCAAAUACCAAAGAAGCUAAAGAGUGUCUAGAGAAAAAAAAAAAUAGACAAGAAAUUAUUAAUUCAGGAAAAUACCAUCCAGAUACAAAGAAUUACAAACACCAUCAUUUGGGCGCAUUCCGUACAAGUCACUCGCUCUGUAAAUUAAUUGAUAAAGCUAAUUCACAAAAUAAUUUUGACCAAUAA
Entrophospora sp. SA101 is the source of this 303-nucleotide messenger RNA. Lineage: Eukaryota; Fungi; Glomeromycota; Glomeromycetes; Entrophosporales; Entrophosporaceae. The record is from the annotation of a GenBank genome assembly.